CCCAGCAAGCAAUCCCAUGUCAACCACCACGGCUUCCUCUAUGUACCCUGAGGAGGAAGCUCGUCGGACUCCUUUCCCUCUGACCCCGCCUGUUCUCGGGGACGAGUUCUACCCCUUUGGGGGCGAACGUCGACAGUCUUUUGUGGGCGAUGUGGCUGCUAGGGAUGCAGACCCCGAAGACGCAGAUCUGAGGGUUUUGCUUCAGAGGAAGGAGCAGGAUCUGAUGCUGGCGGCCGAACUGGGAAAGAUGCUACUGGAACGGAACGAGGAACUGGGUCGGCGCUAUGAGGAGCUGGCCAAGGAGCACACCGAGGCCAUGGAGCGCCUUGAACAAGAGAAGCACGAACUCCGCCGGCGUCUUGAAUCAGGCCAGGCCGAGUUCGAGAUUCGCGUGACAGAACUGGAGAAUGACUUGACAGCUGCCCGAGCCCAGCUGGGACAGCAGCGUCUGGAGCAGCAAGACACCAGCCGCGAGAGCUCGCAGGCCGUCCUGGACAUGUCGGAACAGAACCAGCGCCUGGUGGAUCAGCUCAGCCAGGUCUCCCAAGUGGAGCAUCAGCUGCGGGGCGAACUGAGCCUACUGAGAGGGGAGCACCGGACCUUGGCCCUGAGCGGUGCCGAACACGCCGCCCAAACACAAAGCCUGCAAGCCGAGAAUCUUCUCUUACAGGAGUGGAAGCAAGAUCUGGAGAAGCAGGCCCGCCAGUUUCGGGAGGAGAACGAAUCCACCCAGGCCCUGGUGGACACCUUGCACGACAACGUCCUCCUCUUACGCAGAGAGACUCAUGAGAAGGAGCUGCGGAUGAAGCUGCUCGAAGCCGAAGCGGAAGAGCUGCGGGCGUCCAACCGCCGUCUUCAGAACCAGGUGAAGGAGAUGAAGGAAGAGAUCCGGCUGCACGACUCGGAUACCUCCAUCACGUCCAUCCAGUCGGAAAUUGAAAGCAGCUUAGAGGACGCUCCGGGAGCACCUGGGCAGACCCCAAAGCUGAUGGUCAACGGCAUGGCUAAGACCAGCCCGGCUCCAAAGAAUCCCUCACGGAGAUCAGAGGAGGAGGAGGCUGAAUAUGCCAAAAGAGUGUUAGCUCUGACCCACCAGGAACAAGAUAUACUGAAGCAGAAGGAGAUGGAGAUCAUGAAACUCCAAGAUCAGGUCACUCUGCAGUAUGUGGAACUUUGCAGUUUAAGGUCGGAGAUAGAGAACCAGAGGCGUCUGUAUCAAGAGAGCAAUCGGGAUGAGGCCUUGAAGUUAGCCGUAUCAGAUCGGGAUGAGGCGAUAAUUAAGUAA
This is a messenger RNA of Gekko japonicus, 1285 nucleotides long. It is a transcript of the gene BICDL2, whose product is annotated as coiled-coil domain containing 64B. Lineage: Eukaryota; Metazoa; Chordata; Lepidosauria; Squamata; Gekkonidae. Bases 17 to 1285 code for a protein of 422 amino acids. The record is from RefSeq and is a predicted model, not a curated record. Gene Ontology annotation, biological process: vesicle transport along microtubule; Golgi to secretory granule transport. The transcript is spliced from 7 exons.